Messenger RNA from Malassezia restricta, 1326 nucleotides. RefSeq names its product pyruvate dehydrogenase kinase 2/3/4. NCBI's taxonomy places the organism in Eukaryota, Fungi, Basidiomycota, Malasseziomycetes, Malasseziales, Malasseziaceae. Gene Ontology annotation, biological process: regulation of glucose metabolic process; protein phosphorylation. The record is from RefSeq and is a predicted model, not a curated record. Gene Ontology annotation, cellular component: mitochondrion. The coding region runs from base 1 to 1326 and encodes 441 amino acids. The transcript has a single exon. Gene Ontology annotation, molecular function: pyruvate dehydrogenase (acetyl-transferring) kinase activity.
AUGGUCAUCUUUGGACGGAAUGCCAAUCCUGGCACAUUAUACCUUGCGGGUUCGUUCUUGAUGGACGAACUACCUGUUCGUCUAGCACACCGUGUCAAGGAUUUGCAAGAGCUUCCGGACAAUAUGUCCGACAUGCCUUCGAUUAUCAAAGUCAAAAAUUGGUACGCGCAGUCGUUUGAGGAACUCGUGUCAUUCCCUCAACCGCACUUGCCUGAGUCAUUGCAGCAAAAGUUGUACAGGGCAUCACUUCAAGAUAUGGACACCGAUCAACUACCUGCGACACCGAACCCUAGUCUACAAGAAAAUGCGUCACUAGACGAUGGUCUGUCCAAGGCGCACCUCACAGUCAACAGCAAACGUGCCGAGAAUAUGAAUACACGGCGACGCCCGAUGCUCAGCUACGGGAUCCAAGCACAAAUGGACGACGUGGAAUGGCCUUUGUCUUUGAUUGAAUUCAAUAACAGUUUCACGCGGUGCCUGGAGCGUGUUAAACACCGACACGAUGCAGUGGUCGUGACAUUAGCCCAGGGCAUUUUGGAAUACAAGCGGGCGAAGGGCGGCGAUGAAGAUAAGGCAGGUAUGCAAACGUUCCUCGACCGUUUCCAUAUGUCUCGUAUUGGCAUCCGCAUGCUCAUUGGGCAGCACAUUGCGCUCGGUCGAUCGUGUAUGGCGCCCAAGAAGGGCGCUCUCAACUAUUUAGCGACACAGGCUACCAAAGGUGCGAUCAGUGACGUGAGCGGCACGGAGCCAGAGAAAUUCGUGGGGAUCAUAUGCACGAAUACCAACGUGGGCGCGGUAGCUCACGAGGCGAUCGAGAAUGCCCGGUUUGUGUGUGAGGAACACUAUGGCCUGUUUCGUGCACCGCCUGUGCAACUGGUGUGCCCUCCAAAUCUCAUGUUUAUGUAUAUGCCCAGCCACCUAAACCACAUGAUAUUUGAGCUCAUGAAAAAUUCGCUGCGUGCGGUGGUCGAGCGCUACGGCGUAGAGCGUGAGGAUCACUAUCCACCGAUCAAGGUCAUUGUUGUGGAAGGCAAAGAAGACAUUACGAUUAAAAUCAGCGACGAAGGAGGUGGUAUCCCCCGCAGCGAAGUCCCUUUAGUGUGGACGUACACGUAUACCACGGCUCGGCCGGACGACUUGGACCCGGACUUCCAGACGUCCGACUUCCUUGCUCCUAUGGCUGGCUUCGGCUACGGCCUUCCGCUCGCGCGUUUGUACGCCCGCUACUUUGGCGGCGACCUUAAGCUUAUCUCGAUGGAAGGCUACGGCACAGAUGUCUACCUGCACUUGAAUCGCCUCUCUAGCAGUAGCGAACCGCUCCCUUAG